AGUUAUGUUUGUGUACUUUUUGCGCAAGUAGAAUCAUUCCGAAUUAGUGAAUCCAAUCCAAUUUCAUUCUCUCCAUAAUAAUUACAAUAAUCCCAAUCAACGUUGGGAUCAAGUUCGGUGUGCCUAUCAUCAAUAUCUACCAAUAUCUCAAUAGUUCCGAUUUGCCUCGUCAAGUUUGGGAGUACCAAACAGUACAUUUUUCGCGUGAAAGAUUCAGUAGCUUCUGGUAAAUAGACAUAAGAACCUGAUUAUAGAAAUUUAGAACACAAUGAAAAAUCUGAAACUAAUCAUUCAAAUUCCUCCAAAUAGUAUCUAUUAAGAAGGAGCAGAAACAAUUCUUUAAAUUGUUUUUUAGUCAUUGAUUCAUUGAGUCAUUGAACAACAAAUCCUUGUCUAUGAAAAUUUUGGAAUCAAAAUUCUUUUCUAGGGAGGGUCCGAGACGGUUCGUUGUAUUGUAAACUUCGUCUAAAUUCGACUAGGUCCUUAACUAUCCUGUUCAAAGAAGUACGCGAAAAGAAUCUAUUUCUGCCAUCUAGUAAAUAGAUUAGACGAACCAGCCCAGGAGGCUGAAACUCUCAGAAAUAAAGAAUUAAAAAAAAACUAAGUUACCAAUACCAAUAACGGAACAUCAUUGUAUAUGUAAAGUGUCCAAUAUAUACGUUUAUGUUGACGUUUAUACAUGUUUUAGAAAUGGAGUCCGAACAACAAGCACGUGAGAAAAUUCUGCACAAAUACGUUGAAAGUCCGUCAAUGUCGCCUAAUAACAUAGCGAAAUCACUCGGGAUUCCUCGCUCGACCGUAUAUAGCGUUCUGAAACGCUUCCGUGAGCGCUUGAAUGUUGAUCGCAAACAAGGAUCUGGUGGUAGGCGUAGUAACGACUACAAUCCAAAGCGAGAUACAGUGCUCAGAAUGAUGGAGCAAAACCCUAAACUUUCAAUGCGAGAUGUGGCCAAAAAGGCUGGAGUGUCAUCGUCUUACGUCCAAAAAGUGAAAAAAUCAGCAUGCUCUAAGUCGAUAAAGAAUGGAAUUAAUGGAAGUGAUUAUCAGUGCCUAACUCUGCAAACAAAUUUAAGGAACGAAGAAACAAUUCAAAAUGAUAACACCGUCAGAGAAACCGAAAGUACCAAUCAAGCAGAUCAAUGGGAUCAGCGAUCCAUCGAUGUCCAACAUGAACCUUUAGAAUCUAACGUCAAAGAAAUCGAUGAUGAUCAAACGACUUGCAGUAAUAAUAACAAAAACGACGAGUCUAGUUGCUCUGAGGGAGCCCCCCAAAUUGGAGGGUAUCCGAAAGAGGUGAGACGAAUAGCAAAUAAGUGCUACAUUUGUGACACUAUUCUCAAAACGAAAAGUGAGUUCGAUGAUCAUCUCGAAAGUCACAGAGAUUUGUUACCCUUCAAAUGUUUGCAGUGUAGCACAGAGGCAAAUCCCAUCGAAACCUCUACCGUGGCAGGGCUUAACAAACAUUUUGAAACGCACCACAUAGUGUUCGUUUGUUCUCACUGCCCGCAACGAUAUCGAACCUGGGCCUCAUUUACAUAUCACGUACGGAGCACUCACGACAAGCAGAAAUUCGAAUACCAUUGUGAGUUCUGUAAAAAAGGCUUCGAUAACUAUAAAGUGCAUCGGAAUCAUGUACAAGCACACAAGAAUCUAAUCCUGCAACGAUACAAAUGCGAACCCUGCGGAAAAUUGUUCAAAACCAAACACUACCUUCGGAAGCAUCAGAAAUCCAUUUCUCACGCCAAGCUUGUGCGUAAUGCAGAAAACAAGCCAUCACCGAAAAUUACCACUAGGAAAACGAGCGAAAUGCUUAGUGGUGAAAAAAGUACUGAUGAAACCAAGAGAAUCGUGGAGCACAUAAUUGCAAAAUCCGAUCCAGACGAUUUCGAUGGAACGAAUGCUGAGAAACAUCGUAGCAAUGACAACGUCACAGAAUUCAUCCAGGAACAAAUCGAACUGGAACCUAUUGAUAUAAAAGAUGAGCUGGACGAUGAUGAAAUGGAUAACGACAUGACAACUUACAUCUCUAACAAUUAGGACAACGAGUCUAACCGCUCUGAGCAUAAACCGCGGCGUAUGAUGGAUCAUCUCGGGUGCCACCUACAUAUGAUACAUAGGAUGCGAACCCCAUCGAAUUUUACGCCGUGCCAGCCCUUAAUGAACAUUUCGAAACGCACAGUUCAACUUCAGUUGUCUACAUUGCCCGUUGCGGUUACGGAUAUGGACUGCGGUAAAAUAUCACAUAUGGAACAUUCAUGAAAAGCACAUUGAGUAUCACCGCGAAUUCUGUGAGAGAAUUUAUGAUAAUUAUCAAAUACAUAAAAUUCACUUCCCAUUAGUCAGAGCUUCUCCUACCGCACGCGGAAGCCCAGUACUGACCGAACAUGUGUGGUAACACGACUGUAAGUAACUUCCCCGGAAAUAAGACUAUUUAAACCUCAAGUGAACCCAGCAAACGGAAAAGAUGACAGACGUGGAGCAGUGGAGCAAAUUCCUAGUUAUCCUCAAAAGAUGGUAAAUCAAGAAAAACUGAAACAAAGAUCAAAUUCCAAAUCAUAUCACGGAAACGGAAUGAAUGGAAUUAAACUGAAAUGUUUCGGUAAGAGCAGCGUCAUCAAACCGAAUACUCUUCCGAAAAUCAUAUAAACUUUUCCAAGGUUGUGAACUAUUCCAGGUACCAUAAAAAUUCGAAUCAAUGUCGCUACUAGUUACCAGAACGUAAUAGCACGAAUACAAAUACGAGUUCAGUGAAAAAUAUUUCAAUGCAUCGCUUCCUAAAACAUCAGGAAUCGAAUACGCUAAACAACGCAUACGUUAACAUUCAUAGUCACGAAUUCCUAGUAAAGGAAUUUUGUUAUUUCAAUUUUAUGGCGUUUUAUCAAAGGUUGCUAAAAUCAAACCAAAUUAUUUCAAAUAAAAUUGUAACAAAUAAGA
Molecule: messenger RNA, 2934 nt
Organism: Toxorhynchites rutilus septentrionalis
Lineage: Eukaryota; Metazoa; Arthropoda; Insecta; Diptera; Culicidae
Product: zinc finger and SCAN domain-containing protein 12-like
Exons: 5
Coding region: 664-2037 (457 amino acids)
Biological process (GO): regulation of transcription by RNA polymerase II
Cellular component (GO): nucleus
Molecular function (GO): DNA-binding transcription factor activity, RNA polymerase II-specific; RNA polymerase II transcription regulatory region sequence-specific DNA binding
Source: RefSeq, a predicted model, not a curated record